AUGAACAAUUCUGGGGUGUUAAACACAAACAAAGAACAGAGGCUCUUAUUGACAACAAUAUCAAAAAUUGGAUUUUUCCUUCUUUUCAUUGUUUUUGCAGUUCUUGUUGUUAUAGCUCUUUUUGUUAGUUUAAAUGCACCAAAACCAUGGUCAACAAAUGAAAUAAGUUCAUGGAAAUGUGCUGGUGAUGAUGCACAAUUUAAUCAAAAUUGUGGAGGAGUAAAUUUGUUAGAUAAAUCCAAAAAAAUAACCCUUCAAUUAGGUGCAUAUGAAAUUUUUAAUCAAGAGUCUCGUUUAGAAUAUUAUUUCAAUAAAAAGAGUUCUAAGAAAGAUAUAGCCUUUGAUGGACUUGUUAAAUUUAGAUAUACAUUAUAUGGAACUAAUGUAUUAAAUCAACCAAACCAAAAAGUUGAAGUAAGUUCAUUAAAACUUAUUGAAGAAAAAACAAUUGAAAGUAAAGUACAUUGUCCAGCUAGAUCUAACAAAUGUGAUGUUGGUUAUAUCUCAUCAGAACUGUAUUUAGAUUAUCCAAUUUAUAUUAUUGAACUUUCUAUAAUUAAUGAAAAUGUAAAAGAUAUUGUUAGUGAUCUUAUCUUUAAAGCAUCAUAUGUUUCAACGUUCUAUACUAUUUUUGAAUUAUUCUGGAGACUUAUUUUUAUUUUAUUCUCUUGUUUGUGUACCUGUAUUUAUCUUUGGGCUAAUAGAUCCAUUCCACAAGAAAAAUGGAGUCAUGAACAAAAGUGGACAGUUGUAUUAUUAACAUUCCUUAUUUGGGAAAAUAAUCCAUUAUAUCCAUAUGAAUUUUUAAUGGAUAAUGCCUUCUAUUUAUUUGUUAAUUCUGUUAUUGAUACUAUUUUCAUAUGUUUCUUAAUGUUUUAUGUUCUUAUUAUGUUUGAUGCAUUAAGAAAACCAAUUCGACAAAGAACAAGUAUUCGAUUCUAUUUACCAAGAGGUUUAUUAUGUGGUUUAUUAUUUUCACUUAUUUUAGCAUCAUUCAUGUAUAACAAAACAAGAAAGAUUUAUUCACCUACAAUGACUGGUUCACAUGAUGUAUUUAAUGUUAUUAUUUCAUUAGGUAUUAUGGGUCUAUUAAUUAUUUAUUUAUUCUGGUUAAUAUUCUCUAUUAUUCGUUCAUUCUCAGAAGUUCGUAAAUUAGGAAGUGCUGGUUAUAGAGUUCAAGUCUAUGGUAUUUUCACUAUCUUCAUUUUAUUAUUCUAUAUCUCAUUAUUACUCUCAGUAUUCUUUAUGGGUUAUCGUAAUAAUGCUGCUGUUUCUUUAACAACUAUUGCAUUUGUUAAUUUCUAUUGUAUGGUUUUGACUAUCCUUUACUUACCAUCAAAUGUUGUUGACCAAAAAGAGGAGAGAGCUAAAAUUGUUAAAUUGGAUGAUGAUGAAGCUUUAGAAUUAAAAGUAGAAGAUUAUGAUGAUGAAGAGUCUCAUGGAGAUGAGGUGGUAAUUGCAGAUGAUGAAAAUUAAUUUUCUUCUUCUUUCAAAUU
This is a messenger RNA of Entamoeba nuttalli P19, 1496 nucleotides long. RefSeq lists its product as hypothetical. The coding region runs from base 1 to 1476 and encodes 491 amino acids. Gene Ontology annotation, molecular function: toxic substance binding. The transcript has 2 exons. The record is from RefSeq and is a predicted model, not a curated record. Lineage: Eukaryota; Evosea; Mastigamoebida; Endamoebidae.